Molecule: messenger RNA, 402 nt
Organism: Seminavis robusta
Lineage: Eukaryota; Bacillariophyta; Bacillariophyceae; Naviculales; Naviculaceae
Source: the annotation of a GenBank genome assembly
AUGGUCGCAGCUAACACUUUGGUCCAAAGCAUGAACGCGGAGAAUGUCGAUCCCGCUGAAGAAAAAGUGCUCUCGCCCAAGCAGCUCCAGCGAUUGGAAGAACAGAAGGCUCGGGAAGCCAAAAAGGCGGCCAAGAGAAAGGAGAAGGCCAUGCAAAAGGAACGAAAAGCCAACGAAAAAGCUCGUCGAGAAGCCGAGCGUGAACGCAAGUUGGAGGAAAUGCGCUUGGAAAAGGAAAGCAACAAGACCGAGACUCCCAAGAAGUUGGAGGAGGCAAAGCGUCUAGCGGAAGAGAAGGAACUCUUUGAAAAGGAGUUUGCGGCCGAACGGGCAAAGGCGGUCAAUCACACCAAAAAGUCGGCCUUGGAAAGCAAUCGCCUGGGAGGUAGCCACAUGGCCUAA